UUGCUGAUCAAAAGCUUGUUAGGGAACUUUACCUCACUUUUAACACAAAGCUUGUUAGGGAACUUUACCUCAAUUUUAACACAAAUUUACACUGGAUUGGCACCCUGGAUUUAUUUAAUUUCUUAGUUUUUUUUUUUAAUUCUUGGCAUAAAAAGCUUGUAUAGGUUUUCUUGCUUGUAAGAUGCUGCAUUCUUCCACAUUUCUGACCUGAGAACAAGUGUCCCUGUGACUAGUGACUGAGGAGAUAAACAGAACAAGCUUUACCAAUAUUGUGGAUGGUCCUCAAAGGGGUUUGUAACUUUAUCAGAAAAGACAAUUGAUGGUCACCAUAAACCCUUCCUAAAGAAGCAGGGAAAGAGACAGAUAUGGGAUUGGGAAUGGCAUUUGGGAUUUCUCCCAUCCUAAUACUCCUUGCCCUUGGACUUUCUGGAGAGACAACACACGCACAAAGAGCAGGUUGUAAAAAUGUCCAUUAUGACUUGGUCUUCAUCCUGGACACCUCGUCCAGCGUGGGCAAAGAGAACUUUGAAAAGGUUCGUCAGUGGGUGGCCAACCUAGUGGAAACCUUUGACAUCGGGCCGGAAAAGACCAGAGUCGGUGUGGUUCGCUACAGUGACAGGCCCACCACUGAGUUUGACCUUGGCAGGUACAGGACUGUAGGGGACAUCAAAAGAGCAGCCGGCAACAUUAGAUACAUAGGAGGAAACACCUUCACAGGAGAAGCAAUCAGUUAUUUAACCACUCGAAGCUUCACAGAGGCUGCGGGCGCCAGGUCCAGUGCACUGAGCAUCAAUAAAGUUGCCAUCUUGAUGACAGAUGGCAGGAGUCAGGAUUUUGUUCUGCAGCCAUCUAAGGCAGCGCAUCAGGCUGGGAUAAGGAUGUUUGCAGUUGGCAUUGGAGAAGCACUGAAGGAGGAAUUGGAGGAGAUUGCAUCUGAGCCCAAGUCUGCUCAUGUUUUCUACGUGUCAGACUUCAAUGCCAUUGACAAGAUAAGAGGAAAGCUGAGGAGAAGGCUAUGUGAGAAUGCUCUGUGCCCCAAUAUUCGAGUGGAAGGUGACCGGUUUAAAACUACCAGUGGAAGCAAUACAGAUGAAAUCCCAGGUUUUGACCUAAUGGAGUUUUUCAACGUGAAAGAUCAUUUUGAUAUGAAGGAGGAUGAUGGGCAGAGUUCUUAUGUACGGCUUGGGGCUAUGCCCAUCGUUCAGCGGACUGAAGACGUGUUCCCGCAAGGUCUGCCCGAUGAGUAUGCUUUUGUCACCACAUUUAAGUUCAGAAAAACCUCAAGAAAAGAAGACUGGUAUAUCUGGCAGAUCUUUGACAAGUAUGGGAUCCCACAGGUGUCCAUCCGGUUGGACGGCCCAAACAAGGCAGUGGAAUACAAUGCUGUUGGCGUGACAAAGGACGCAGUGAGAGCCGUCUUCAAGAGCACUGCUGUUAGUGACCUGUUUGAUCGCAACUGGCACAAGAUCGCUGUGAGUGUAGAGGCUAAGGCAGUGUCCCUCUACCUGGACUGCAAACUUGUAGAGACGCUGCCUAUCGAGGAGAGGGAGGACAUUGACAUCCGGGGAAAGACGGUCAUUGGAAAGAGACUGCAUGACAGCGUUCCUAUAGAUUUUGACCUGCAGAGGAUGGUGAUUUACUGUGACUCCAGGCAUGCAGAGCUUGAGACCUGCUGUGACCUCCCCUCUGGUCCAUGCAAAGUCAAGUUUGUGACAGAGACUCCUGCAAUCGAAAUCAUGCCAACAGUAAAUGGAGAGCAGCAACGUGGAAACAUGACAGUCAACUGUUCCUGUCCCACUGGAGAGAAGGGAGAGGUUGGCCCACCUGGUCCAGCCGGCACAAAAGGUGAAAAGGGUGAAAGUGGCAGUAUUGGUGCAACUGGGCCUGCAGGGUUCAAAGGAGAAAAAGGAGAACCGGGCAGAACAACAUCAAUCAGUGGAGUAGAAGGGGAAAAGGGUAAGGAUGGUGAAAAGGGUGAAGCUGGAUCAAGAGGAGAAAAGGGGGUGAAGGGUGCAUUUGGUCCACCAGGCCCUGCUGGUAAAAAAGGAGAUCAAGGUGAAAUGGGGACUCCAGGAGAACCUGGCGAUAUUGGACUGCCUGGACCUUUGGGUCCAAAAGGAUCAGAAGGGCAAGCUGGAUCCCCUGGGAUACCUGGGCUCAGAGGAGAGCCUGGUGAAAGGGGAGUUAAAGGUGAAAGAGGGAUUAGAGGAGAGAAGGGAGAAAAUGGCCUAGAUGGAUUCCCUGGGAAAAUGGGUACCCCUGGAAAAGAUGGAUUCAAAGGAAGCAAUGGAUUACCGGGUGUGAUUGGACCCAAAGGUGAAAAGGGUGAAAUGGGACCUCCUGGAAUUUCAGGAGAUGCGAUUGAAGGCAUGAAGGGAGAAGCAGGACCCCCCGGGCCCCGGGGACCUCCAGGGCUACCUGGACCUGCUGGACCACCAGGUCCUUCAGGUGCAGUUGGACCAGUAGGAGAGCCUGGAUUACAAGGUCAGAGGGGCAAGAAAGGAGAAGAUGGCCUGCCUGGAGUCGAUGGAUUGCCUGGACCCCCUGGUCCCCAAGGACCUUCUGGAAACUCUGGGCCACCUGGAAAAACUGGACCUCCGGGAUUACCAGGUGAAAUCGGAUUUUCUGGGAAACCAGGAGAACCAGGCAAACAUGGUAUACCUGGAAAAGAUGGGUUGGAUGGCCUUCCUGGAAAGGAUGGAGAAAAGGGUCCACAAGGAGAAAGAGGCCUGGAUGGUUUACCUGGAAAGCCUGGUGCUCAGGGUGACAGAGGUUCUGGUGGCCCUGAGGGCCCCCCAGGAUUGAAGGGAGAGGCUGGUCCACCGGGUGUUCCAGGAUUGACCGGGCUGAGAGGAGAGAAAGGAGAGCCAGGUGACCAUGGACGAGUUGGACCCCUGGGUCCAAAAGGUGACCGGGGAGACAAGGGUGAUGUCGGAGUGGCUGGUCCUCCUGGGGCCCCAGGAAAUGUUGCAACCGUGAUUCCACAGCCUGGAACUCCAGGAGAACCUGGGCAGCAAGGAGAUAAAGGAGAUCAAGGACCACCAGGAGAUCCAGGUCCAAGGGGAGCUCCAGGUGAAGAAGGACUGAAGGGGCCACCAGGACCACCGGGUCCAAAAGGGGAGACAGGACUCAGAGGAGAGCCUGGAGUGAAUGGAGACACAGGACCACCUGGCCAAACAGGUCCACAAGGUCUACGUGGUUUACCAGGCAAUGUGGGUGUACCAGGGAAAGAUGGUCAAGCUGGAGUAGAUGGACAAAAAGGGGAAAAGGGAGAGGCUGGUAAGGAAGGCAGGCAAGGCCCAGCUGGACCUCCAGGAGAGCCCGGGCCAGCUGGAAUCCCAGGCUUACCAGGCAAGGGGAAGGACGGGGAGCCGGGAGAGCCUGGAAUACGUGGAUUGCCUGGACCCCAGGGGCCGAAGGGGGAUUCUGGGUCCCCUGGGAUGCGUGGACUUCCUGGAGAUCGAGGUCCGUCUGGGACUGGGUUACCUGGGCAACCGGGAACACCAGGAGCAGCAGGAGAAAAAGGACCCCAGGGCCCAAGAGGUGUACCUGGAGUAGCUGGUCCCCAAGGUCCGCCUGGGCAUAAUGGUUUACCUGGAAGGCCAGGUGACAGAGGAGUUCCUGGGGAGCCGGGUUCAGCAGCUCAGAUCUCUCAAAAGGAACUUGGAGUCCUUCUUAAGGAUGUGUGCACUAAUUGCCCACCUGGACCUCCUGGGAUGCCAGGUCUCCCAGGGUUCAAAGGUGACAAAGGACUGACAGGUCCACCUGGAAAAGAUGGGAAUAAUGGGAACCAGGGGCCCCCUGGGCCUCCUGGUCCUAUAGGUCCACGUGGGAUGGACGGGAUGAAGGGAGGCAGAGGAGACCGAGGGGCUGCAGGUGAAGCUGGAGAAAAAGGCGAGAAGGGAAUCCCAGGAGCACCUGGCUAUCCUGGAGCAGCUGGCUUAGCAGGGCAGCCUGGCUUAGAUGGAAUCCCAGGGGCUGUAGGUCCACCCGGAGCCCCAGGAGAGAAGGGUAAAGAGGGGCUAAGAGGAAUACAGGGUCCGCCAGGACUGCCCGGGCUGAUGGGAAUGACAGGAAAGAAUGGAAAAGAUGGGCAACCAGGGGAGACUGGGGAAGCGGGUAAACAGGGUGAGCCAGGGCUACCAGGCAGAGAUGGAUUCAGAGGUGUUCCUGGUUUUAAGGGACACAGAGGGGAGCCUGGUCCCCCUGGUUCCAGAGGGGAAGCAGGCAUGAUGGGAGCAGUGGGACGAGCAGGGCCUCCAGGGAAAGAUGGUGACCCUGGUCCACCAGGUUCACAUGGUCUCCAAGGGCCAAGAGGGGAGCAGGGUAGAGCUGGACCUCCUGGUGCUCAAGGGAAAGCAGGCAUUGCAGGUGCUCCGGGUCCUAAGGGAGACAAAGGAGAUGCGGGGAGCCCAGGAUUACCAGGCUUUUCAGGACCAAAAGGACCUCCGGGACCACCUGGAGAGUAUGGGCCUCAAGGAAAAGAUGGGCUGCCAGGCAAACAAGGAGAGCAUGGAUCCAAAGGAGAAAGGGGGGAUUCUGGUGUUAAAGGAGACAAAGGGCAGCAUGGAGAUAAAGGGCUGGAUGGGGCUCCUGGAAUGAAGGGUCACAAAGGACACACAGGGAUGAUGGGAAUGACCGGGCCUGCUGGAGAACGUGGCCCCCCUGGGUCUCCAGGUACUCCUGGUCAGCCUGGCUUUCCUGGGCCUCGGGGGGAAUCCGUAGCGAUUGAAGAACUGCGAAGGCUUAUUCAGGAGGAGCUUGCAAAGCAGCUAGAUGUUAAAGUGGCCUACCUCAUGGCUCAGAUGCAGCCAGAACAUGUGAAAUCUUCUCCUGGCCGGCCCGGUCCUCCUGGUCCUGAAGGCAAAGAGGGGCGUCCAGGAAGACCAGGUCCCCCAGGAGAGCCUGGAAGCCCGGGUCUGAACGGGGGUGAGGGUCCCCGAGGACCAAUGGGUCCAAAGGGUGAAAGAGGAGCGAAGGGUGAGAGGGGAGAAACUGGAAUUGGACAAAGAGGAGAAAUCGGUCCCACUGGGGCUGCGGGUAUCCCAGGCACCCCUGGCUAUGGGAAGGAUGGAGUGCCUGGAACAGCAGGGGCCCAGGGAGAGCCAGGAAACCCUGGCCCACCUGGCCCACUCGGACCUCCAGGGCCCACCGGACAGUGUGACCCCUCUCAGUGUGCUUACUAUGCAAGUCUGGCAGCCAGGCCUCCCAAUGUCAAGGGGCAUUAAACCAAUAAACCACAUACAGAAACUGCAAAUGAUAUUGUAAUUUAUAAACUUGGACUUUUAACAAACAAACUGUUUUCAAUACCCAAUUUGGUAUUUACUAGCAACAGUUGCUGCUGGUCAGAAUUGUUUUUUGCUCUGUGUGAUAUUUGGGAUGUAUGUCUUUCUUGUCUGGGAAUUGUUAUUAAUAUAAUGUAACAAUGAUACUGGUGUUGUUGUGUUCAAAGGGCCACAGUGGUUAGACAAAAUGACCCUCGUUGUUGCUGUUGCAUUCGUUGCAUGACUUUAACUAAGGGAAUCACCUCUUAUAGCCUCCUAGUGUUUUGCUAUCUUUGACAUAUACCACUGUUUUCAAUUUUCUUAAGAGUACUGAGAAUUGGUCUAAAACUGUGCAUGUGUGCCAUUAGUUUAAGUUCAGGCAGCUUGGUAUUUGGAAUCUGUGGGGAUUGAGUAUUUGACCAUGGGUAAUGAAAUAAUGUGUCUAGCAGACCUUGGCUUGGCUAAAGUAACACAUCUUACAAUAGCUGCAAAGGCUGCUCUGGUUGUGAGCUCAGCGUGCCAACAACAAAAAAAGAGUCAUUUCUUCUUUAUAUUCAUAUAUAACACAGACAUAUACAAGUGUUUUUCCAAUCUUUGUAAAAUAAGAAGGAAAUGCCCAAUAACCAAUAGAAAAUAUAAUAAAAAGACACACUUUUGACUGUGGUGUUGUGCUGAUGGAGAAUAUUGUAAAAUGCAAACUCUAAAGCUUUCUUGACCAAUUGAAAAUGCUCCACCUGAAAUCGGUAAGUGGUUUUGUGACACAAAGUAAUUAAUCUCAGAAAUGAGAUUCCUGUUUUUUCUUACAUGCUAUUAUCAGUUGUUUUGUUAUAAGUUGGCAUGUCUAGCAUGACACAGUCAUACUGUUGCUUCCUUCACAAAGUAUACUAGUGAAGCUAGAGGGAAUUCUUCACAGCUGCUUUACUACUUAGGGUUUCAGCUCUCUUGCCCUGUAUGUGUUCAUCUGACACUAUGUGGCUUCUGAACCCUGGGAGUUGUGCUGAUAUGCCUGCCUUUGUGCCAAUGGUUCAUGAUAAAUGUAAUGUUGUUGUCCCUAAUGCAGUCCUUGGUGGACUGUUGCUUUAUUCUCAAAACCCAGACAGACAGCAUACCUGUCAGUUAUCAUGUUAGAGUAGACUGUGUAGAUACAGUUCACAAAGGAAAACAUGCGCUAGAAAGAACAGCAUUUAUUAAAGCUUAGAUAAGACAAUACUACAUCAAACAUGUUUUCAUUACAGAUUUGACCUUUGACCUUGCCCUUUCAAGGUACCCCUGCCCACAAUUUAGUUUGCUGAUAGUGGAGAGUCUGGCUAUAUAGGAGCAGGGGUCAGGAUAGCUGCCUUCUCUCUUAGACGAAACCAGAAAACAGGUGGAGGCUGGGGAAGAGGAGUGCAACUCUGACACACAACAGGGAUAAAUGGAUUGAGGUAAGAUAUAAAGCCCUUUGUAGCUGAUUAUUGAACAUGUUGUUUAUCAAAUGACAAAUGCGAUACUAGACAUUUGACUAAAAUGUUUUGGUAAUGGAGGCUUGUGAUAUGAGUGAUGAUUACGAUUUUAAUCUAGCUUAAAAGUCAGUUCUCUGCCUUGGAACCACUGCUUUGAUGAAUUGUUUACAUGUUUAGUAUUUUUGGGGUCACCACAAACAUGGAUGACAUUGGAAAGUUAUCAUAUGCCCUAUACAUGACUGUAAAAUGUCUGGAUUCUUCAUAUUUUGUUUGACUUGAAAAUGUGGUUUCUUCUUUCUGGGUUGUCAGCUGUUGGUUGUUUUUGUUUGUUUUUUUCCCCAUACCUUCUACCAUGAGUAAUUUGGAAAUCAGCAAACUUUACAUGAUGCUUUAUAUCGGGACUAGUCCCAGAAUGUUUCCAAGACUGUGCUUUUUCUCCACAUCCCUUCAGUACUUGUUUAUACCUAUUUGUGGGAAUGUGUGCCUCCACCUGUGCUCUUAGUAGCAUCUACUGCAGAGGGCAUUGUUUGAACUCAUCUCAGUAAAAACGUUUGUUUCUAAAUGCUAUUGUGUAAUAAUGCCUGGUGUUGCCUCUUAAAUGACCAGCAGGAGGAAAGCUGCUUCAUGGGUUACUUUGGUCCUGUGGUUAUUCACACAAUCUUCAUAUAAACCAAUGAUAUUGACUCAUUUAAACCAAUGACAUUGACUCAUAUAAACCAAUGAUAUUGACUCAUAUAAACCAAUGAUAUUGACUCAUAUAAAACCAAUGAUAUUGACUCAUAUAAAACCAAUGAUAUUGACUCAUAUAAACCAAUGAUAUUGACUCAUAUAAACCCAUUAUAUUGACUCAUAUAAACCCAUGAUAUUGACUCAUAUAAACCCAUGAUAUUGACUCAUAUAAACCAAUGAUAUUGACCACAGCCAGGAUAUAGGCAGCAAACGUCAAGAAUGUGUUAGUCUAUGAUCCUGAGAGAAAAGAAUCUGGUCAUCUUGUGGAAGGAAUACAUUUCUUCCUGUAUGAAUUUUUAACAACAUUGCUUAUCCUAAAUAUUACAUGAAAAAUAAGUAUUUAACUCCCAAAGAAAAGAUGCAUACAGCUUUAUUUUAAUAAAUUGCAUCUGAUGCCUGUUUGAUGCAAUAUGGGAUAGAGAAACACACUUUUAUCACAACACUAUUUAUCAAAUGAAGAUUUGUUUUGUUUUUUUUUGUUUGGCAAAUUGUAAAUAUGAUAUAUAUAUAUAUAAUCUUUUUUGUUCCCCUGAAAUGUAAUUCAUUAUUAUUUAACUUUGAGAAUCGGUUCAGUUAUUUUAAGGGACUCUAUAUACUGGUUUGAAAUGAUUUCAAGUUGAGCUGUAGCGUGCGUUGCACAUAUAGAACGGUGCUAUUUUACUCUGAUUUAUCCUCUUAUGAAAAUGCUAAACUGCAAUCUAAUCUGUAAUAAAGUUUGGUACAGGUUAAUUUUACAUAAAAGACUUGUUGUUUUCCAUCAAUAUUCAUAUCAUUCAAAAAUCUUUGUUACAGGUUUACUUCACAGGGCAGGUAAAAAAUGUCAAUAAAAAAAGGAAAGCUAAUCUCGGAUUGGCUGAGAGAAAUGUUAUUCCACAAAUAGGGGUGGGUGUGGGGGUUGAUUAUAGCCAUUCUAACCAGUGCAAUAAUCAUAGAAUCCCAUGAACAUUGUUGGAGUAUUCGGUUUGUAAUAAACACAGUGUAUGGAAACG
Messenger RNA from Polyodon spathula (Mississippi paddlefish), 8424 nucleotides. RefSeq names its product collagen alpha-1(XXII) chain-like. The transcript is spliced from 65 exons. Lineage: Eukaryota; Metazoa; Chordata; Actinopteri; Acipenseriformes; Polyodontidae. The coding region runs from base 366 to 5228 and encodes 1620 amino acids. The record is from RefSeq and is a predicted model, not a curated record.